AUGUCUGUGACCAGGAACGAGCUCUUCAACAGAGGGGCCAUGUUAUAUAAGGUAACGCAUGCAUAAACCAAGCUUUAGAUACCUCAGUAUGUCCUUCACUUUAUCACCACCACUUUUAUUUUACAACCUACAACAUGCUUCUCUGACAAAUUUUCCUGUGGGAACAUCAUUUGACACACAGCUUGAUCUUCACACAUUUUCAGUUGAUCACAGUGGCAGUGUGCUAACCGCUCAGUGUAAUAUAAUAAUAUAUGCCAUUUAGCAGUUGCUUUUAUCCAGAGCAUGCAUACAUUUUCAUAUUGGUGGCCGCAGCGGCAAUCGAACCCACGGGCCACGACUCUAGCGUUGCAAGCGCCAUGGUCUACCAGCUGAGCCACACAGGGCAAACCGUGUAGACCAGGGGUUCCCUAACCUUUUUGGCCUACGACCACAUUUUGAUAUCUGAAAAUUAUUCUCAACUGACCAUCAGACUUUUAAUGUGAGGCAGUCAAUUGCAAAUGAGUCUGACAUAAUGUCUCUUAUCUCACCACCACUAAUGAGAUGGGUGUGCUUGAUGCAUGUCGUGUCGAAGCUUCUCAAAGUCAUGGGGCGUGGUCGAUAGUGCGCACCUCAUCUCUGCUGUCACAUCCAACCUAGAUCGAUAUUUGGUUUUAAUGCAAACGAGAGCACUGAAUCCAGCUUCACACAGAUAUGAGAUGGCGAAGGGUAGCCUACCAUGAGUUUUAUGGCGCUUACAACUGGGAACUCUGAAAAAUAGGAGGUCAAAUCAUGAUGUCAGUGAUCUUUAGGUCAGAAAGUCAGAGCUCAAAGAGGCCCGAGUUCCCGAGUUGGAAUUCCGAGUUGGAUGACCGUUCAAAAUGAUUUUUCCAAGUCAGAGCUCGUUUCUUUCCGAGUUCCCAGUUGUCUUGAACACACUGAAGUCGUAUAUUUCCGAGUUCCCUAGUUCCCACUUCCCAGUUGUUUUGAACGUGGCAUUAAUGCUCAGAGGGAGACGGCAGGGUAUUCCCUUUGAGUCCCUUUGGCCUGCCCGCCGUCCCGUGGUAGAUGGAGCUCCAUCUGUGCAAAAGCCCACCAUUUGAGCCCAUAUGGAAUCUGUCAAUAUAGCCACGCAGCACACUGAACAUCCCAUAUGCCGUUUCAUGCUCAGGAAUCGUGAGACAGAACAAUAUGUCCUCGUGAAUAGCAUCCCCCGACGUGUAUAGCGAACAAAAGUCAAUGCAUGGGCAUCUCGGCCCUCACAGCUAACGUCCAUUUGGAAAGCGUAAGCUGGGGAGUUUGAGUCAUUCAGUCAGUUUCCUUAUGAUUGCUACAAUAGCAUAAAGUCUUCGUUUAACAGUGUUUUCUGACAAAGGUAUUGCUGUUAUAUUUUGUGCCUCUACCUCCCCACACAUUGUUUUCACCCUAUCAGUUGCGGCCGGUAAUAUCAAAGUCUCUGCAAUAGUGUGUGGUUUCAUAGCGUAGCGGGCCUAGCCAUUCACCAAGAGAAUGAUUCAAGUGCUGCCUUUUCCCAUGAUGCUCUCUGGUUGAAUUUUCAUUUAGAUUUAAGGUUGACCACAUUACAAUGAUUUUGAGAUACAAAGACGAUAUAAUAUUUGUUUGUAUAUAUAGGCCUAUAUAUUCUUUUUCCCAGGCUUUUGGAAAUUCUCCCAUGACCCCAUUUUCAUAUCAGGCGACCCCACAUCGAGUCGCGACCACUUCUUGGGGAACCGCUGGUGUAGGCCAUUACUAUUACCAAACAAAGUGAUGUUCUUCCGUGUUCCCAUCUGAUGGUGACAGAAUGCCUUUCCAGUAUCAUGUCUUUACUCCAUAUACGCUGUCCUUAGUGUUGGCCUCAUUUAUUAGGUUAAACUUAAAGACAACCUAAUUAAUUGAAAACACUGGUGCUUUAGGCCAUUUAAUGUAUUGAGAGCCAUUUGAUGCUUGGAUAUUGUCUUUUCACAUUGUCCUUCCUUUCCAACACUGUUCCAACUAUGGUAGAUGCGUAACCAGGCCACCCCAAUACAGCUCGGCUUGGCCCUAAAGUGUGAACCAGGCAUACAUGUCUCUGCCACCUGUAAAUUAUACUGAACAAAAAUAUAAAUGCAACAUGUAAAGUGUUGGUCCAAUUUUUCAUGAGCUGAAAUAAAAUAUCCCAGACAUUUUCUAUACGCACAAAAACGUAUUUCUCUCAAAUGUUGUGCACAAAUUUGUUUACAUCCCUGUUAGUGAGCAUUUCUCCUUUGCCAAGAUAAUCCAUCCACCUGACAGGUGGGGCAUAUCAAGAAGCUGAUUAAAAAGCAUGAUCAUUACACAAGUGCACCGGGUGCUGAGGAGUAUUUAUGUCUGUAAUAAUGCCCAUUUGUCAUGUGAGAUCCAUAGAAUAGGGCCUAAUGAAUUUAUUUCAAUUGACUGAUUUCCUUCUAUGAACUGUAACUCAGUAAAAAUCUUUGAAAUAGUUGCAUUUACAUUUUUGUUCAGUAAAUAUAUUCCCUUUGCUUUGCACCAGCACUCAGGCGCUGCACAGGGUACCAUCUACAUCGGCUGCCCUCCUGGCAACCGCCUGGCGUUUGACAUCACCACCACCCUGGAGCAGUGUGCCCGCAAUAAGGGCUACUUCAACUGCCCCAACCCCGACCCCCUCAUGCUUCUACUACGAAGACUGUGAGACCAUGACCUUGAACUAAGCCUGUUAUGAAAUUGUUACAUUUUGCAAAGACACGUUUUGACCCUUAACCUAAAUCUAAACUAAUUACCACUGUGGCCCUCUACAUGUCCUCUGUUUUGUCUCUGUCUGCAGUGUUCUAUCCCUUCUUCUUGAUCCAGGACAUCAGUCUCAUCCCCUCUUGUCCUGCUUUUGUUUACUGAAACAAAAACAAAACAUUUGUAUACAUGAAUUGCUGUUAAAGCCCAUGGCUUGAUAUCAUACAGUCUCUAUUUAUUACACUACAGCUAGGUGGAGGAGCUUACUCGAAAGAUCACAUCCACCUCUACACUCCAGAGGUGCUGCUGAUAUACAACAGCCUCAACUAUAGGUGAUGAAGUUGCACUGGAAAACACACAGGAGGACCAAAAUGUAUCAUUUUAGUAUAUUAGAACAAGGUUGGCGUGAUAUACGCUACCAAUAGAGAUGCAUAUUUGUUGGACUCCCCCUGGAAUGUCCCCCUGGUUUCUCAGUCUAUCCCAGAGGACACUGGUUUGGAUGUUUGAAGACAUGGACAACAAUGUCAACGUCACUGAGGAAGGAUUUAUGGUCAUGCAUGGCACUACAAACAAGAUUUGGUAA
Coregonus sp. 'balchen' is the source of this 3262-nucleotide messenger RNA. Lineage: Eukaryota; Metazoa; Chordata; Actinopteri; Salmoniformes; Salmonidae. The record is from the annotation of a GenBank genome assembly.